AUGUCUACCUCUCACGAAGAAUUACUCGACGAUUUAAUCUAUUUUGCCCGUGCUGGUGAACUCGAGGAUUUAAAAGAGACGAAGGUGUCUCCUCAGCUCUAUUUAGAAAAGGACGAGUCUGGUAAGACGGCACUUCACAUGGCCAGUGCCAACAACCAUUUGGAGAUUGUCAAGUAUAUUGUCGAACAAUUAAACACUUUGGAGAGUGCCGAGAAAAUUGCUUUAAUCAAUACAAAGAACACAGAAGGUAACACACCUCUUCAUUGGGCUGCGUUAAAUGGUAAUUUGGAAGUGGUUGAACUCUUGGUCAAGAACAACAUGAACCUGACACCUAUUUACGAGGCACAGAAUAGAAGCCAUGAAAAGAUUGCUGAAUUCUUUUUGAAUACCAUGAUUGAAGAAGCUCCUGAGGAACCUUUAGAGGAGGAUGAGCAAUUUGUUGAGACAGGUGUGCCUUCCAAGGAACAAUAA
Messenger RNA from Mucor mucedo, 471 nucleotides. RefSeq names its product ankyrin repeat-containing domain protein. Bases 1 to 471 code for a protein of 156 amino acids. Gene Ontology annotation, molecular function: protein binding. The record is from RefSeq and is a predicted model, not a curated record. The transcript is spliced from 3 exons. NCBI's taxonomy places the organism in Eukaryota, Fungi, Mucoromycota, Mucoromycetes, Mucorales, Mucoraceae.